Messenger RNA from Torulaspora globosa, 1431 nucleotides. RefSeq names its product putative serine/threonine protein kinase SKS1 (gene SKS1). Gene Ontology annotation, biological process: protein phosphorylation. The transcript has a single exon. Gene Ontology annotation, molecular function: ATP binding; protein kinase activity. Lineage: Eukaryota; Fungi; Ascomycota; Saccharomycetes; Saccharomycetales; Saccharomycetaceae. The coding region runs from base 1 to 1431 and encodes 476 amino acids. The record is from RefSeq and is a predicted model, not a curated record.
AUGUUGACAAAUUGUCAGAUUAACAACUUUCAGAUAACGUCUCAAAUAGGAUCUGGAGCGUAUGGUCUGGUUUUCCACGCUGUGGAUAUGAUCACAGAGAAUGAAUAUGCCGUGAAAGCUGUGGUUAAAUCAUCUUCGCUCAAUGACGUGGGUAAGCCAACAACACAGGAUAAUUUGAAGAAAAGUACAGUGCUGCAGACUCAGUUAUAUCAUUACUUUAAAUCGUUUCAGAAUAGACUGUUUUUGCCAUCAAUCGAUCUGGAUUCGAUUCAGGCUUUGACUAAUGCGCAAUUGGCCAAGGCCCCUCAUUACAAAGAGAUCGCUUUACAUCUAAAAGUGCAUUCUCACGAGAAUAUCGUGACAAUCCAUCAAGUUCUGGAGUCGCCAUUGGCCACAUUUAUCGUUAUGGAUUACUAUCCAAGGGAUUUAUUCACCUCAAUCGUCGAUGAAAAGUAUUUCAGCGAGAAUGGCUUGCUGAUUAAGAAGGUCUUUCUUCAGCUAUGCUCAGCCUUAGACCACUGUCAUCAUAUGGGGGUGUAUCAUUGCGAUAUCAAGCCAGAGAAUAUCUUACUGGAUGCCAACGAUAAUAUACAUCUUUGCGACUUUGGACUUUCGACGACUUGCCAAUACUUGGCCCCGAACGUUUGCAUUGGUUCGUCGUACUACAUGGCGCCAGAAAGAAUUCUUUACUGCAACGAAAAUACUCAAGAUACAAUGGUGACAAGCUUUCCAACGGCCACUGGUGACAUAUGGUCUCUGGGGAUAAUACUGAUCAAUCUGACGUGCAUUCGGAACCCAUGGUUGAAAGCCCAUCAAACUGAAGAUAACACUUUUAAUUACUUCACCCGUGACUCGAACGUUCUUAAGAAGAUUCUGCCCAUAUCGGAACAGCUCUAUUGUCUGAUUGCCAGGAUAUUGCAGUUGAACCCUUACAACAGAAUUGAUAUACGAACGUUGAUGUCGGAGAUGGCAAAUAUUACCAGUUUCACCAACGACGGUGGACCGUUGUCAACCGUUCCACAACUUUCACAAGAGCUUUACAAUACUUUUAUCAUCGGCGAUAAAGGUAUGUCACUUAAGGAAAUAUUACACUCGUAUCACGAUGAUGAAGAGACGGAUGAAAGGCAGAGUUGCGAAUCAUAUCCUUCAUCCUCCGGAAUAUCAACAUAUACUGACGAAAACAACACACCAGCUGGUUCCUCCAACGUGGAGAUAACACCAUAUUCAUCCGAUGUUGACGAGAUGAUUCUGAAGGUUAAUAAUGCCCUCAGUAUAAACAACAGUUUUGCCGUGAACGAGCGAGAGUCACUGUCACAACAGCAAGCUACCCUUCCGUGUCUGCAAGCAAAUCUGUCAACCAUCACAAAUUAUUCCAUCAGCAAUGUGCAACCUGAAGGUUUCAAUUGGUUGCCCAACUACAACAAUACAUGA